Messenger RNA from Bactrocera neohumeralis, 575 nucleotides. RefSeq lists its product as uncharacterized. The coding region runs from base 1 to 522 and encodes 173 amino acids. The transcript has 2 exons. The record is from RefSeq and is a predicted model, not a curated record. Lineage: Eukaryota; Metazoa; Arthropoda; Insecta; Diptera; Tephritidae.
AUGAAGUUUCUCGUACUUUUCGCAGCAACUCUCCUUUGCGUUCAAGCCUAUCAUAUUCCAUACGGAUUCUAUGAUGCUUCAUCCGAAUCCAGUGAGGAGGAGUAUCAGGUGCUCGUGACGGCUAAUAAUCAACCACCACUGAGUUUACCGGGUGUGGGCGUCUAUAAUCAACCCAUUUUACAAGCGGUCAAAGUGAAAGUGCCACGCUAUGUUAGUCCGGAACUCAAGCAACAAAUUAUCGCUCAGACACUAGCUGCACGCGGUUUGACUCUACACACACAGCCGCCACAAGGCGGCUUAAACAAUGUCGCACCGACUGCCGGUGUACGGCCACAACGAGAGGUGCCAGCUACAGCUGCGGUAAAUAAGGAUGUCGCUGUGGAAAGUGGUGUCAUCGCUAACAAUGUCAUCACAAAAGGCGGUGUGCAGGAGACAUCAGUAAAGCCGGUGGCACCAGCAGUAUUAUCGACUCCAGUUGUAUCAGAGUCGCCAAUGGUCCCAAUUGUACCAAUGAUAUUGUAAGGGGCGCAAAGCGACAUGUUAGUUCUAAGUCAACAUACCUUUUCCUUAUGAAA